AGUCAUCUGCGCCAUCCGCUCCCCUUGACCCCGGAGAAUCACAUGUACACACUACUCAGUUGAUUUGUUGCCAUAUCUUGAGUCUUUCGGUUAAAGUCUUCAUCCCGUUAGCUUCUCCGUCAUCCCGCUGCUUCCCGGUUCCGUCGGGUCUCGUUGACCGAACUCAGGAGAUUGAAGAUGCUCGCUCCGGGCAGGACCGCGGCGGCCAGGCUGCUGGCGACCGGGAGAGGCUUUCCCCUGGGCCGGUGGAGCUCCGGGCUGAGCACCGGGGAGCAAGCUAUGAUCCAGCCCCGGGUGCUGGAGCAGGAGGAGCUCAGACCUCUGUACAUGGACUUCCAGGCCACCACCCCCAUGGACCCUAGGGUGCUGGAUGCGAUGCUGCCCUACCAGGUGAACUACUACGGUAACCCUCACUCCAGGACCCACGCCUACGGCUGGGAGAGUGAGAGGGCCAUGGAGGUAGCCAGAGAGCAAGUGGCCAAUCUUAUUGGAGCAGACCCCAGAGAGAUCGUCUUCACCAGUGGCGCCACAGAGUCCAAUAACAUGUCAAUCAAAGGCGUGGCUCGGUUCUACAAGGCCAAGAAGCGUCACGUGAUCACCACACAGACGGAGCACAAGUGUGUGCUGGACUCGUGCAGAGUGCUGGAGGCAGAGGGCUUCUCUGUCUCCUACCUGCCCGUCAAAGCCAACGGACUGGUGGACCUAGAGCUCCUGGAGGCGUCCUUCCGCCCGGACACGUCCAUCGUCUCCAUCAUGACCAUCAACAACGAGAUCGGAGUCAAGCAGCCGAUCAGAGAAAUAGGUGGCAUGUGUCGAGCCAGAGGCGUGUUCUUCCACACCGACGCCGCCCAGGCGGUCGGGAAGAUUCCCCUCAACGUCACCAAAGACAACAUCGACCUGAUGUCCAUCAGCGCUCACAAGAUAUACGGUCCUAAAGGUGUGGGGGCCCUGUAUGUGCGCCGGAGGCCCCGUGUGCGCCUGGAGGCGCUGCAGAGUGGCGGGGGCCAGGAGAGAGGUCUCCGCUCCGGCACCGUGCCCACGCCCCUGGCCGUCGGCAUGGGAGCCGCAUGCUUGGUGGCGCAGGAGGAGAUGGAGUAUGACCACCAGAGGGUGACGAUGCUUUCCAAUCGUCUCAUCAAUAAACUGACGUCUGAACUCCCUGACGUCAUUCUCAAUGGAGACCCCAAGGAAAGAUAUGCUGGUUGUGUCAAUCUGUCCUUUGCGUACGUUGAGGGGGAAAGUCUCUUGAUGGCUUUGAAGGAUGUCGCCCUGUCCUCUGGAAGUGCGUGUACCUCAGCCUCCCUGGAGCCGUCGUAUGUUCUGAGAGCCAUCGGGGCUGACGAAGACCUGGCCCACUCCUCCAUCAGGUUUGGUAUCGGUCGCUUCACCACGGCGGAGGAGGUAGACUACACGGCAGAGAAGUGUCUCCAUCAGGUCCGACGUCUCCGUCUGAUGAGUCCUCUGUGGGAGAUGGUCCAGGAGGGAAUUGAUCUGAAGAGCAUCAAUUGGUCGCAGCACUAGAGCCCCGCCCCUACCACCUCGAGCCUCGCCCUUGCAUACCUGAAGCGCUGCCCUACAUACCUGAAGCCCCGCCCCUACAUACCUGAAGCCCCGCCCUCUACAUACCUGAAGCCCCGCCCCUACCUACCUGAAGCCCCGCCCCUACCUACCUGAAGCCCCGCCCACAGCACCCUCCACCCUUCCCACCCUAUGAGGUCUCCUGUCAAAAAACACGCACAAACCCUUCCCCUCUGUCUGUCUGUCUGUCUGUCUGUCUGUCUGUCUGUCUGUCUGUAUCUCUCUGUCUCCCUCGGUCUCCGGUCCAGGUUCCCAGAAGAACAGAUGUAUUCUAUGUAUUUUGUGUGGUGACUCCACCAUGCACCAGCUAGUCACAUUAAUAUGAUCUUUGUAUUAUUAUUAUCUUUAUUCAGAGCACUGAUUCAUUUUACAUUAGUACAGUAACACAGAAAUUUUUUCAUGAUAGGAAACGUUUUAAAACUGUUACAUGACCAAUAAAUAUACUGGAUAUCAGUAUAGCAUAAACCACUGGAGAUUCUACAUGCUGUUAUUAAUCUCUGUUCCAGCUGAAAUAAAGAAUAUACUUUUAAAUUAUCCAUCCAUCUAUAUAUAUUUGUGAAAAAUGCUUCACAUAUUUUGGAACCGAAACGUUCAUACUAACUGUUUAACAUCAUCCUAAUCGAUAUAUGAAUUAAAACAAGAAUUACAUAUUUAGUAGGUAAAUAAUGUGUAACAUGUUACAGAUUGCAAAAACAAAUUGGAUUCCAUAUGUAGCCUGCGUUCAUUUUGUUGGUAGUGGGACGGGCUGCUCUGCCUCUACUGGCCUCCUUGCUUACCUGUCGGUUGGAGAGGCUGUGGGGAGGGGCUGAGAGGGUCCCAGACUCCCAGGUGAUGUGGUUCACCUGGGCAGCUUGGCCUGGCGCCUCCUCGACCCUUUUCAUUCUCAUCACGAAGACGUCGGGGUAAAAACUGGAGCCGAAUACGAAUAGAAAGCAAACUAAACUGUCAUCUUUUUGUGUUGAGGGCUUUGUUGUAGGUAUGGAGAUGUGAGGAACAGGUGAUUGUUCACCUGUUAAGACACAGCUGUUUGCUCUAAUUACUAUAACCAUAGCUCUAUAGAACUGGCAGUAUGUUGCAUGCUAUGAUAGCUCAUCAGCUCACCAGACACAUGACAUGAUUUGAAACUUGGUUGUUCUC
Messenger RNA from Gadus chalcogrammus (walleye pollock), 2715 nucleotides. RefSeq names its product cysteine desulfurase-like. Gene Ontology annotation, biological process: [2Fe-2S] cluster assembly. Bases 178 to 1521 code for a protein of 447 amino acids. Gene Ontology annotation, cellular component: nucleus; cytosol; mitochondrion. The transcript has 13 exons. NCBI's taxonomy places the organism in Eukaryota, Metazoa, Chordata, Actinopteri, Gadiformes, Gadidae. The record is from RefSeq and is a predicted model, not a curated record. Gene Ontology annotation, molecular function: cysteine desulfurase activity; pyridoxal phosphate binding.